AUGGAGCGGUUCAAGUACAACAGCGCGGUUGAGGCCUUCCGCGAUGAGGAAUAUCCAAUGCUGCAGGACUCCGUAUAUCUGGAUCAUGCCGGGUCUACGCUAUGUUCAAAGUCUCUUAUGGAUGCGUUUGCCAAAGAGAUGACCUCGGUGCUUUACGGGAACCCCCAUUCCGGAUCAUCACCAUCGCAGCGCUCUUCGUCACGGAUUGACCAAGUGCGCGUCCGCCUUUUGGACUUUUUCAAGGCCGACCCUGAUCAAUAUGAUUUGGUCUUUGUGGCGAAUGCAACCGCUGGCGUAAAGCUGGUGGUUGAGGGCAUGAGGUCCUUGCCUGAGGGCUACGUGCUUGCCUAUCAUCAAGCCUGUCACACCAGUGUGGUAGGGGCAAGAGAAGAAGCACACGAAAGCGUCUGCCUCGACGACAGCGGAGUGCAGUCCUGGCUUGGCGGAAAGAGUCCAUUCAAGCCGAAGACUGGUGGCUCUCCCGCAACGUUAUUCGCCUAUUCUGCCCAGUCUCAUAUGGACGGGAGGCGAUAUCCGCUGUCAUGGGCGAAGCAGUUGAAGCACAGCGAGGCUCAAUCUUCAUCGCGGACGUUGGUCCUCUUGGAUGUGGCAUCCUUGAGUGCCACCUCCCAGCUAGACCUUUCCGACCCUCGGUUUGCUGCCGACUUUGUUGUCACAAGCUUGUACAAGAUAUUUGGAUUCCCUGACUUGGGCGUUCUGCUGGUUCGUCGCUCUGCUGAGUCUGUAUUCGACCGCCGAAGAUAUUUCGGGGGCGGCACGGUAGACGUCGUGCUCUGUGGAGACGAGCAGUGGCAUGCUCCAAAGUCAUACUCUCUUCACGAACGCCUGGAGGAUGGGACUCUCCCUUUCCAUAGCAUCAUCGCCACCGACAUGGCGAUAUCGGCUCACCAACGGAUGUUCGGCUCGAUGGACCGGAUCAGCGCUCACACGGCAUAUCUCAGCCGCGAGCUAUGUCGAGGCCUGCAUAGCUUACGGCACGCAAAUGGGAGCCCUGUUUGCCACAUUUAUUCUGAGAUACCAGACGAUGCAACACCUGUGGAAGCUGGUCCGGUUGUCUCUUUCAACCUCAGGGAUAGCCGUGGCUUGUGGAUAGGACUUGCUGAGUUUGAGAAGCUGGCUGUUCUCAGGAAGAUGCAUAUCAGAACAGGAGGCUUGUGCAGCCCUGCGGCGCUUGCGUCUGCCCUUGAACUGCAGCCUUGGGAGUUGAAGCGAAACCUUUCUGCUGGCAUUCGCUGUGGUGAGGAUGGUGACCGAUGUACCAACAAGCCCACCGGCAUCAUACGUGCUAGUUUUGGGGCGAUGAAUACUCGAUCGGACGUCUCUCGCUUCCUCGCCUUUGUGCAGGAAUUCUUCGUUGAACAGAGCUUGAGAAUACCCGGCGAGGUAAGCCCUACUUUGAGGUCGAAGCCGCCUAGUACGCCGUCAAACUUGCAGGUCAAGGCUAUCACGGUGUAUCCGAUCAAGAGCUGUAGUGGCUACACGAUUCCACCUGGAGUGUGCUGGGAGGUGAGGCCAGAAGGGCUUGCCUGGGAUCGUGAAUGGUGUCUGGUCCACCGAGGAUCAGGCCAAGCUCUCAGCCAGAAACGGUACCCCCGAAUGGCCCUCCUUCAACCUUUGCUGCUUUUCGACGAGAAUGUGCUACGUGUGAAAUACCGCGGCACAACCGCCAAAGGGCAACCUACCCAAGUGGACAUCUCGCUAUCCAACAAUCCUUCUGACUAUGACGUCGAUUUUCGACAAACAAGCUCGAGGGUUUGUGGCGAGAACAUCUCUGCGCACUCAUAUCUCUCCGAAGAGAUCAACAGUUUCUUCAGCAACUCCUUGGGGGUUCCGUGUAUGUUGGCAAGGUUUCCGGCGGGAGGACGUGGAGCCAGCAGCAGGCUCUCAAAGGCUCGAUUGCAGAAGCACCAGAGGACCGAAAAGGCCCCAAGCGGACAGCCGUCUCCUUUCCCCGGCGUCCCAUCUCCGCCCGACUCGGAUUCGGAACAGCAAGUUCAGCCAGGGAAGAUUUUACUUUCCAACGAGAGUCCGAUGCUCAUGAUAAGCAGCUCGAGUGUGGAGAUGCUGAACCAAGCCAUCACCGAAUCUGGAGCAUCUGCCGUGGAUGAAUCCGUGUUUCGAGCAAAUGUCGUAAUUGAGGCCGUUCCAGGGCAGCGCAGUCCACCGCCUUACUCGGAGGAUUCGUGGAGGAGGAUCCGCAUUGGAGACCAUGGCUUCAAAAUGUUGGGGGCCUGCCAGCGAUGCCAGAUGGUCUGUGUUGAUCAAACGACUGGGGAGAGAAGGCAAGAGCCGUUUGUCACCCUGGCGAAAACAAGACGACUGAACGGCAAGGUCUACUUCGGUACACACAUGCGGCACGAGCAGCUGGAUGAGAGCGCAGAAUCGGAUGCCGUGAGGCCGACGAUACAGGUUGGAGAUGCAGUAGUUGUGGAUGAGCAGGAGGAGGGGGAGGGAGCGGAAGAACGAGAGAACGCGGAGGGGGGAGCAUCAAACGGAGCUUGA
Molecule: messenger RNA, 2523 nt
Organism: Trichoderma citrinoviride
Lineage: Eukaryota; Fungi; Ascomycota; Sordariomycetes; Hypocreales; Hypocreaceae
Product: PLP-dependent transferase
Exons: 2
Coding region: 1-2523 (840 amino acids)
Biological process (GO): Mo-molybdopterin cofactor biosynthetic process
Molecular function (GO): molybdenum cofactor sulfurtransferase activity; pyridoxal phosphate binding; molybdenum ion binding
Source: RefSeq, a predicted model, not a curated record